AUGCCACCUAAUUCGACUGCUAUCGAUCUUCCCACCUCCUACGAGGCCCUCGAGCUCACUCAUAUCCAAAUAUCUCAUUGUCCUCUCGGAGCCCCAGCUGCUACCUCAGUAGUGAUUGUUACAUUGAAUCGACCAGAAAAACAUAAUGCAUUCACUCCACAGAUGGCCGAUAGCCUUACAUUGGCCUUCAAACUGUUUCACGUUGACCCUCGGGUCAAGACAAUUGUUCUAACUGGCGCGGGCAAGAUGUUUUGCGCCGGCAUGGAUCUUGAUAUUGGGUUCGGGAAUAAUCAGGGUAGAGCUGCUGAUUUUCGUGACAUUGGAGGAAGAGUCAGCCUGGCGAUGCAUCGAUGUCAUAAGCCAACGAUCGUUGCACUUCAAGGCUCAGCCGUUGGCGUGGGAAUGACAAUGACAUUGCCGGCUGCGAUCCGUAUAUGCCACGAACAGAGCAAAUACGGGUUCGUGUUUGCCAGGCGGGGGCUUACCAUUGAAUCCUGUGCUUCUUAUUUCCUUCCCCGUCUGGUUGGCUUCUCGCGUGCCAUGCAUUUGAUCACUACUGGCGCUGUGUAUCCGCCGUUGGCUAAGUACUUUGGUGAUCUCUUUACCGAAGUGCUUCCUCAGGCUUCUCAGGUCUUGCCUCGAGCCUUGGAGCUGGCUCAGGACAUGGCGGAGAAUGUCAGUCCGCUGGCCUCUUCGAUGAGCCGGGCAUUGAUGUGGGAAGGCGGCGUCUCCCCGGAAGCAGCGCACUUGCUCGAGUCUCGAGUGUUCCAUCAUAUGAUCGGUCAAAGUGACUACCAGGAAGGGGUCAACUCGUUUCUUGAAAAGCGCAAGCCAGUAUUUGAGACCGAUCCUCGAAACAGCAGCUGCCCUGAGUACCCAUGGUGGCCAGAGUUGAACAUUUCUCAUGAACCCAGUGCCUCCAAGGAUAAGAACUCCAUGUUAUGA
This is a messenger RNA of Penicillium maclennaniae, 945 nucleotides long. RefSeq names its product Enoyl-CoA hydratase AKT3-1. The coding region runs from base 1 to 945 and encodes 314 amino acids. The record is from RefSeq and is a predicted model, not a curated record. The transcript is spliced from 3 exons. NCBI's taxonomy places the organism in Eukaryota, Fungi, Ascomycota, Eurotiomycetes, Eurotiales, Aspergillaceae.